UGCAUGCCUGGGCUUACACAGCUGAAUGCUUGGAAAAGGCAAUGUCUACCGUAAGGCAGCGAAAACAAAAGAUCCGUACAGUUGCGCAAGCUUUUGGCAUUCCAAAAAGCACUUUGCACGACCGGCUAAAGAAGCCAUCAACAUCUGUUAACCUGAAAAAAGCAACCACGCCUCCUGACCCCUGAAGAAGAGUCUGCCUUGGUUAACUUUAUUCAGUAUAUGGCAGGACAUGGCAUCCCGAUGACGCGAACAAUGAGCAGGUGUUAUAUCCGUGAAGUAAUCCGCAAGUCAGGCCGUGAUACCACAGUUAACCAAGAUUCCGGACCUUCUGACAAAUGGUUUCGUGGACUGAUGAAACGCCAUCCAGAACUUUCUGAGAGCACACCUGAAAAUAUGGGCAAGUCUAGAACCAGGAUGUCCUCACAGAAAACAAGGGAUGUGUUGUUUCAAGUUUUGGAUAGGGUAUUGGAGGAAAAUGGUAUAAAGAACAAAAAGUCUCAGAUAUUCAAUGUUGAUGGAGUCGGAUUCUCUGGUAACGAGAGACAGCGGUCCAAGGUGAUCGGACCAAGUCAAGGACACGUGUUUACCAGCAAAACAAUAACUAAUGAUCAUGUAACCGUAAACAUGUGCAUCUGUGGAGACGGUAAGACACUUCCGUCGAUGUAAAUUUACAAAGUAAGUUGAUCUCCUUCCUCUUUCUUUUUUAACCUGAUAUAGUCAACCGCCUUCUCUCAGGAACGAUGUUUAGGUAAACUGUCCGUUUGAAAAACCUGGUACAAAUCGUAGAAACAAACACACAAACAACCGCUUUCAUGGUCCGGUGGUUAAAGUCAAUUUCUGAAUUUGUAAUAUUUUUUUAACCUCUGGUUUCGGCGGUAUUUGGCCUUUUUGUGUCUGUUCGCCGUAAAAUCAAACUCACUCACUCUGUUUGAUUGAGACACAUGGGCCAGAUCCCUGCUACCUGCCAUCCUUCUUGUACUUGACAACCAUGACUCACACGUGACCCUCCCUCUUGUAGAAGCGGCGCGGGAAAAUGGAGUUGUACUUCUUGGGAUGCCUGCACAUACAAAAUCUGGAAAAUUGUCAGUAUAAUGUGACAGGGUGGGGUAUCAUGCCACGUGUCUACGGCGUGAUAUUCCAGUGAGGCACUAUAAAGCUGAGCAUUGUGCUCACUGCUACAAGUAGACACCGUCGUUUAUAUGACUGAAAAAAAAAAUGUUGAAAAAGACGUUAAACCCGAACACACACACUAUUUCAUUUUUAAGGUGUUUGGCCCACUGAAGCGUAGAUUUAGUUCUCUUGCAGUGAAACUUGGAUUUGCCAAGUGAACCUUAAUCUAACAAUCGGAAAAUCAAAAUUCCCUGUUGUACGUCGGCAUGCAAUUGAUCAGACGACAGCAUCAGCUGUGCGGGAAGGAUCUGCAGCAACUGGAACUACACCGUACAACCCAGCCGCCAUCGACAAAAGUCAGCUCAUCCCGCCUACUUUCACCCAAAGAAAUGAGGAAAGCACGUAUCAAAUAUCAAAGGAAAUAUGC
Molecule: messenger RNA, 1537 nt
Organism: Mercenaria mercenaria
Lineage: Eukaryota; Metazoa; Mollusca; Bivalvia; Venerida; Veneridae
Exons: 3
Coding region: 220-666 (148 amino acids)
Source: RefSeq, a predicted model, not a curated record